AUGAAGGUUCUCAGCAUGUUGAUAAUGCUUUCCGCCGCCGGAUCUAGCUUGGCAGCCACCUGCUCAGGCUCAAAACAGUGCCAAUGUCUGUUCUCCGAUGGCUCACACUGCUGUCUCUACGGAUCUAAUGCAAUGACUGGCGACGACUAUGACUGCACAAGACUCUGUUCGGGCGCUAGUCGUCUACUCCAAGGGAGCGAAAAUACCCCAGCGAAGUGCAAUGCCGGCGGUUCUUUCUCCUGUGCUUCUCUCAUCACUGCGCAGGGUCGCACUCCAUGCUAUAACAACGCCUAG
This is a messenger RNA of Penicillium nucicola, 294 nucleotides long. RefSeq lists its product as uncharacterized. The record is from RefSeq and is a predicted model, not a curated record. Bases 1 to 294 code for a protein of 97 amino acids. Lineage: Eukaryota; Fungi; Ascomycota; Eurotiomycetes; Eurotiales; Aspergillaceae. The transcript is spliced from 2 exons.